CGCACGCUUCUUCUCUCGAAUUUGUCUCAUCAUACAUCACAUAAGGAUAUUUCCCAGGUUGUCCGUGGCGGACAACUGGCAGAGAUCUGGUUGCGCAACGAUCACUGCGCUCAGGCUUCCUUCGUCGAUGCCGCCGCGGCACGCGAGUUUCUCAGCUUUGUUAAGCGUAACGACCUCUAUAUCAACAACAAGCGCGUUGAAGUCUCCUGGAGUGAUCGCCAAUUUAAAAUCGUCCCUCACGUUUUCAGUCAAAUCGCAGAAGGUGCUACGCGCAACAUCGUCAUCGCCAAAGGCGCCAACAAAGGUCUUUCCGAAUCACGCAUCCGUGAUGACAUGGAGCAUAUUCACAACCUUGUUAUCGUAGACGUCCAGAUCCGCAACAAUGGCGAUAUCCUUGUCUGCACUAAUUCUAUUCACAACGCCCUGUACGCCCGCACUUGCAUGCGCUCGCGCCUGCCUUACAAGCUUAUGAGGGUCGAGAGUGCUGCUGAUGAGUGUGCUGCUCCUCUGCCUUUCAUUCAUCGCCCGAAGGACAGAAAGUUAGCAUCGCUUCCAAAAGUAAGAAACCCAAUGGCGAACCUGUUCGGUAUUCUCAACGAUGAAGGCACUGAGGACGGAUCGGAUGAUGAAGCUGCUGAAGCCGGUGGUGUUAGUGUUACGAGUACCAGCUCUUCCACGGAUCCUGUUUGA
Messenger RNA from Aplosporella prunicola CBS 121167, 690 nucleotides. RefSeq lists its product as uncharacterized. NCBI's taxonomy places the organism in Eukaryota, Fungi, Ascomycota, Dothideomycetes, Botryosphaeriales, Aplosporellaceae. The annotation marks the transcript as partial. Gene Ontology annotation, molecular function: nucleic acid binding. The transcript has a single exon. The record is from RefSeq and is a predicted model, not a curated record.